Brugia pahangi is the source of this 237-nucleotide messenger RNA. The record is from the annotation of a GenBank genome assembly. NCBI's taxonomy places the organism in Eukaryota, Metazoa, Nematoda, Chromadorea, Rhabditida, Onchocercidae.
AUGAUGGGCAAGUUAAAUGUCAUGUUGUUUAUAUCAAUGAACAUACUUUGCACCGUUGAAGAUUCUUCUAUAUUUGCUUGGGUCGAUGAUUCGAUGUCAAUAAUUGACGAUGCAAGAAUGCAAAAAAUGAAUGGCUUACGUCAGACAAUCAAUUCAAAAUAUUACCAAAAACUUUUAAAUUUGAUGUGUAUGCAACAUUCGUCAUUUUCAAUGUAUUUGUUAGCAUCUACAAUCUAA